AUGCCAGCAGAGGCAUUAAAGCAAGGUGGAGAAGAAGUAGUAAAUCGACUUAAUAAAUUACUUAACUUAGUCUGGAACACAGGACAGAUCCCAACCGACUGGAAGAGGGGCCUCCUUUUAAAGUUGCCUAAGAACGAUAACUUAUCUCAGUGUGGAAAAUGGAGGGGCAUUACAUUGUUGUCCAUCCCAAGUAAAAUCCUUACCAGAGCUAUUUUGAUCAAAAUGAAAGAGGCGGUUGACCUUAAGCUAAGAGAGGAACACGCAGGGUUCAGGAAGGAAAGAUCUUAUUCAGAUCAAAUAGCCACUCUUAGAAUUAUUGUAGAACAGACGAUAGAAUGGCAAGCCCCGCUUUACAUCUGCUUUUUUGACUUUGAGAAGGCCUUUGAUAGUGUGGAUAGGCAAGCAAUAUGGAAUCUAUUGAGACACUAUAGUGUUCCUGCUAAGUUAGUGGAAAUAAUGCAGCAAUUUUACAAUAGAUUUUCAUGCCAAGUUAGGCAUGCUGGGAAACUGUCUAAAAAGUUGCAGGUCAACACAGGGACAAAGGGCAUUAAAAAAACAGCCGAAAUUGCAUUAUCUAGUCGUGCAGACAACAGCAACAUAAGCUCAAGACGCCCAGUAAACUGGUCAAUUAAAGAAAAAACUGACCUUCUUCUAAUGGUAAAUGCACAAAGUUACAUCAUAGAAUCAAAGAAACGCGACAAACCUACCAUAUCAAAGAGACAAGCAGCUUGGGAAAAGAUCACAUCCGAAUUCAAAAUUAAGUAUCCCAAGUUUACAAAUAGCAACACCAACUGUAUUAUAAAUUGUUAUCGAAGGAUGAAAAGUCAGGGGGACUUAAAAGAUUAUAGACCUGUUGUAGAAAGAAAUGAUUCGAUGUUAGUAGAACAGAAAGAUGAAAAAUCAAACAUUAAUGAAGAAUCCAUAGAUGCCACAGAGAAUCAGGAAAGAAAUGAACCGAACACGAUUGAUACAACAGAAGGUGCUCAAAACGUGAUUGAUACGCCAUUAUUGACGGCAGAUUACAACACAGAUUCUACUAGCGAGUUUGUCCCUGUGGAAACAUCUGAUAUUAUGGUGCUCGGUAAUGAGACGGAUAAUAUGGGUGCCAGUAAUGAUGCUACGACAUCAAGCAGCUGUCCAGAAACUUCUGAAUUUUUGGACAACACAACACACCAAUAUUCUCCUUUGCAAAGAUCAAGCUACCAAACAUUAUGCGACGAAUCUCUUCAAAGAAACAUACAGAAACAUCAUGAAACCUUCAUUACGAAGAGAAAAAUUCUUAAGAGAAAGCAUGAACUACGAAACACAACAGUUAGACCAAAUAUAUCUACGAAUUACACUAUGCACAAAUCAAAAAAAGAAAAACACCUGAAGUUAAAAGUACUAGGAUACGACAAUGAUUUACAGAGGGAAAUGGAGAAGUUUAAAAUGGCCUUGGAAUAUUCAGAUAAAAAAGAAUUGCAUCAUAAACUAAAGAAAAGUAGUAUAUGUAAUCUUUAA
Physella acuta is the source of this 1500-nucleotide messenger RNA. RefSeq lists its product as uncharacterized. Lineage: Eukaryota; Metazoa; Mollusca; Gastropoda; Physidae. The record is from RefSeq and is a predicted model, not a curated record.